GGAAGUCUUAUGGCAAUUCUUGGUUGCGUGAACAGUUUCCCCCUGCCAUGUCACGUUAUAAAAGCUGAACUUGUAUCACACACGUUCACACUCAGUUGACACUCAUUCCGUUAAGGCGCUCACAGCGUUCGAGGAAACGAUGAGCCCUGGUUUAUUGGUGAGGACAGGAUAACCACGCUGUCUCGUCGGGUUUGUUCCAGGCCACUGACCCAAUAAGACGCUUUUGCCUCCUGUGGUUCAGACUGCGUGACUGAUCAAACCUCCCUGCACUGCAGCCUGUUCUUCCCUCCAGAGUCAAGGACAUAAUGUGACACAUCUCGAUUCCUGACUGACUAGAGCGACUUCACACACAGAGGCCACCAUGCAGCGGUGUCACACCGGCCUGUGUCUGUCCGUCUACAUCAUUACCUUCGUCCUGGGCUUCCCAGCCAAUGUCCUGGCCUUCUACACUUUCUCCAAGAAAGUGAGACAGAAACCCACGCCGAUUGACAUCCUGCUUCUCAACCUGACCAUCUCCGACCUCCUCUUUCUCCUCUUCCUGCCCUUCAAGAUGCAUGAAGUGGUCAACGAUAUGAUCUGGGAUAUGCCCUACGCCCUCUGUCCACUUUCUGGGUUCAUCUUCUACAUGACCAUCUACACCAGCACCUUCUUCCUCACCGCCAUCAGCGUAGAGCGCUACUUGGGUGUGGCCUUUCCCAUUCAGCACAGUCUGAAGCGGCGUCCUGCGUAUGCUGUUGCUGCCAGCAUCUUCUUCUGGAUUUUCUCCAUCCUCCACCUGAGCAUUGUGUUCAUCAUACCCUUCAUUGGCACGGAAGAGUCUAUGAAUUCCCUUUCGGCCUCAAACAGCUCUUCCACUGCUGAGGACAGGGAGGUAUGUUAUGAGAAUUUCACUCAGGCUCAGUUAAACAUACUCCUGCCUGUGCGUCUGGAGCUCUGCGUGGUGCUUUUCUUCAUCCCGUUCCUUGUUUGUAGUUUUUGCUACAUCAAUUUCAUCAGGAUUUUGUCUAGGCUGCACAACAUCGACCGACGUCGGCGAUACCGGGCCAUUGGCAUGGCUUUAGGAACGCUCUUGGUGUUUGCUGUGUGCUUUGGCCCCUACAACAUCUCGCACAUUGUGGGUUUUAUUACGUGGAAAAGUCCUGACUGGAGAGACAAGGCCCUGCUGUGCAGCACCUUUAACGCCUGUCUAGACCCUAUUAUUUUUUACUUCUCUUCCUCGGCCGUCAGAGGGACUGUGGGCCAUUUGAUAAAUGGGGUCAAACGUCGCUUCAACCUGUGGAUCCCCUGUUCCUCGUGCCAGACCUUCUGGGGGGAGAUUAGCAAGACUUCAGAAGAUAAGGAACACAAACAAGACGAGACCAAUACUAUCUGAGCUAACUGAAAGGGAGCUCCAAACAUUUUUCCUGUUUGUUAUUUCUUAUCCCUCGAGGCAGGAAAUGAAUGCAAUGUGUCUGCUUUCACACGUGAGAAAAAGGACUCUGCUGUAAAAGGCACAGCGUGGUUUUGUUUGACUGUUAUGCACUUCCUGUUUGGAUAUGAGACAAGACAGGUAACUUUCUCUCUGCCUGAGCAAUCUACACCAAUUUCUUAUGCAAGGCAACAUGUAAAGCCACAGAGACAGACUAGUCUGAACCGUCACAUGAAAUAAAAAAUGUUUUUUACACAAAGCAGCAGGAUUUUAGAGGAGCUACAUUAAUGUGUGUCAAGUGUUGUGGAGUGCUGCAGUAGAGGGGGAAACAAAAUGAAUAUCUAAGCAACAGCUUCACGCAUCAUCCCCACACGCAAACAAAAGAGAGGAAGAUUUCAUUCCAGCUCCACUCCUGACCAGAAUCUGUUGUUUGCUUGCAAAAACGUACUUGUUAUGUCAAUUGUCGGUGAUACAAGUGGAGAAUGUUGAAAAUUACAUGGUCUUGUACAGAAAGUAAACCUGUAUUUUAUAGCUUUGGAAUUUGCUUUUUAUCUGAGCACUCAUUUAUGUUCACACGUGCAGCUGAUAUGUAUCUGAAUUCUGUAUGAAAGGAGUUAAAAUAAAGUAACAUUAUUUUCA
Molecule: messenger RNA, 2047 nt
Organism: Mugil cephalus (flathead mullet)
Lineage: Eukaryota; Metazoa; Chordata; Actinopteri; Mugiliformes; Mugilidae
Product: free fatty acid receptor 2-like
Exons: 2
Coding region: 362-1372 (336 amino acids)
Biological process (GO): G protein-coupled receptor signaling pathway; cellular response to fatty acid
Cellular component (GO): plasma membrane
Molecular function (GO): G protein-coupled receptor activity
Source: RefSeq, a predicted model, not a curated record